This is a messenger RNA of Lepus europaeus (European hare), 4045 nucleotides long. RefSeq names its product UTP15 small subunit processome component (gene UTP15). Gene Ontology annotation, cellular component: nucleolus. The record is from RefSeq and is a predicted model, not a curated record. Gene Ontology annotation, molecular function: protein binding. NCBI's taxonomy places the organism in Eukaryota, Metazoa, Chordata, Mammalia, Lagomorpha, Leporidae. The coding region runs from base 239 to 1795 and encodes 518 amino acids. The transcript is spliced from 13 exons. Gene Ontology annotation, biological process: positive regulation of transcription by RNA polymerase I; rRNA processing.
CGCGCGACGCCGGGUGUGCCGUGCGUGCCGGCGACUCCUGGUGGAUCCGCGUGAUUUUGCGCAAGUUCUCCAGAACCGUUCGGGUAGGGAACUUGCAGGGACCGAAAAAGUGUCUUUGGAGCCCGGGUGCGUCGGGGGACCGUGGGGGCCCAGCGGAGACUUAAGGCAGUCACUAUAAUUAUUUCUAACAUUAGUUCCAAACUACUGACCCUGGACAACAGUGCAAUUAUAUGAAAUCAUGGCUGGUUAUAAGCCUGUAGCUAUUCAGACUUACCCUAUACUUGGUGAAAAAAUCACUCAGGAUACCCUGUACUGGAACAACUAUAAGACCCCUGUUCAGAUUAAGGAGUUUGGUGCAGUGACAAAAGUAGACUUUUCCCCGCAGCCUCCGUAUAAUUAUGCUGUCACGGCUUCCUCGAGAAUCCACAUUUAUGGCCGAUAUUCCCAAGAACCCAUAAAAACUUUUUCCCGAUUUAAAGACACAGCCUACUGUGCCACUUUUCGGCAGGACGGCAGGUUGCUGGUAGCUGGCAGUGAAGACGGCGGAGUUCAGCUGUUUGACAUUGGUGGGAGGGCUCCGCUCAGACAGUUUGAAGGCCACACAAAAGCAGUUCAUACUGUAGAUUUUACGGCUGACAAAUACCAUGUGAUCUCUGGGGCAGAUGAUUAUACAGUCAAAUUAUGGGAUAUUCCAAACUCCAAAGAAAUCCUGACAUUCAGAGAACAUUCUGAUUAUGUAAGAUGUGGCUGUGCCAGCAAACUGAAUCCAGAUCUCUUUGUGACAGGGUCAUAUGAUCAUACUGUGAAGAUAUUUGAUGCACGAACAGAUGAGAGUGUUCUCUCUGUGGAGCACGGGCAGCCAGUGGAGAGUGUUCUGCUUUUCCCUUCUGGAGGUCUUCUUGUAUCUUCAGGAGGUCGUUAUGUUAAAGUCUGGGACAUGCUGAAAGGAGGACAGUUGUUAGUGUCUUUGAAAAAUCAUCACAAGACUGUGACGUGCUUAUGUCUGAGCAGCUCCGGACAGAGAUUGCUCUCUGGCUCGCUGGAUAGGAAAGUGAAAGUGUAUAGUACAACUUCCUACAAAGUAGUCCACAGUUUUGAUUAUGCAGCUUCAAUUUUGAGCCUUGCACUUUCGCAUGAAGAUGAGACAAUAGUUGUAGGAAUGACCAAUGGAAUUCUGAGUGUCAAACAUCGAAAAUCUGAGGCAAAGAAGGAGUCUCUGCCCAGGAGAAGACGGCCUGCGUAUCGAACCUUUAUUAAAGGAAAAAAUUACAUGAAGCAGCAGGAUGACAUUUCGAUCAACAGGCCAGCAAAGAAACACCUAGAAUUGUAUGAUAGGGAUCUGAAGAAUUUUCGGAUCUCUAAAGCGCUUGACCGAGUCCUUGAGCCCAGUUGUUCCUUAAAGACACCUGAGAUUACAGUUUCCAUCAUAAAGGAACUCAGUCGAAGAGGAGUGCUCGCCAAUGCCCUGGCCGGUCGGGAUGAAAAGGAAAUCAGCCGUGUUCUUAAUUUUUUGAUAAGGAAUCUGUCUCAGCCAAGAUUUGCCCCUGUUUUGAUCAAUGCUGCUGAAAUAAUUAUUGAUAUAUAUCUGCCUGUGAUUGGUCAGUCCCCCAUAGUUGAUAAGAAGUUUUUGAUACUUCAAGGACUUGUAGAAAAAGAGAUUGAUUACCAAAGAGAACUACUGGAAACCUUGGGGAUGAUGGAUAUGCUUUUUGCUACCAUGACGAGGAAAGAAAGCACUUCUACAUUGGAACAUACAUCUGAUGGAUUUUUAGAUAACAAGAAGAUAGAAUCAUAGUGUCUGCUUAAUGAGACACUAUAGAAGAACUCCUAACUUGGGAUAGAUUUGACUCUUAUUAAUUAUUGGACAGAGAACCUACUUGAUACAUUUUUAAAAACUAUUUACAGAAGCAGUUCUAUGAAAGAGACUGGAAUAAUUGUGAUUGGGCAAUAAGUACAUGUUUCGGAACAUGGUUUUUCCGUGAAAUGGUUUAAAUUAUUUUAUGACAUCUUUGGCUUGAAGAUCUCAGUUGUCAAUGUCACAUGUCCACCUUGGAUGAGCUGAUGCAAGUUUUAAUACAGCAAAGGUCUGUAUCAACACUUGACAUUCAUGGGGGAGUUCAAAUAUGAACGCUCUUUCCAGUUGGGAAUCCUGCCAUAGGAUCGGAGCCUGGCGUUUUACUUCUGUCCUGGAGAAGCACACAGCAGCACAGAGGGCAACACCGAGGAGCUCUGUCCACUCCAGUCAGCGCCCUCGGGGUUUGCUUCCCCUCUGCAUGCCACUGGCUUGUGUCCUAGAUCACCUGUGUAGUGUAUCAGUGGUCAACCAUAGCUAGCCCUAGCUGGCUGGGUGCUCAGAGUGUGAUGAGGAUAGAUGUGACAACUAAAGGCUCUGUGUUCCAUCCCAGGUUUGUAUUUUAUCUGACUCCUUACAAGGUCUACAGUAGCCGUUGGUAGGCCACUCUGUGUCUCUUCCCUUCAGGAUGUAGCUUUUCUACACAGUUUUUGCCUUGCUUCAGGGGAUUGAUAAAAUUUAUCUCUUUCUUACAAUAAAUAGCCUUUCAGCCUUUUGUACUUACGUUUGGAGCUUAUCUUGUAGCUACCUAACCUUCUGAAAACUGUUUAAUCUGUAUUUAUAUUAUUUCUUCUGUCAUUCCCAAUCAUCUCUGUUUCAGAACCUCAAACCAGAGCAGCUUGCUUUGAGAAAUAGUUGUGUUGUGGAAAGUUUGGUGUGAAUCCGACUUCUUUUAUAAAGAGAUUCUGCCUUUCUUCUUGGCUGUGUCGGUUCCUGAUGGAUAGCUGAUGCCUAGCACAGAUUUCAUAGUUACUACCUCUCCCACCUUCCUCCAGGUCCCAGCCCAUCUCAGCUAAUAAUCUGUAGGAAAAUGUGUGGCUUUAGCAGGAAGAAGCUUCAGAAGAAGACUCUGUAAGGUUUGGGUUCUGUGAAUUUAGAUUUUGGGGGCUUUUUUAGUAGGAAAAAGUAGGAUACUUUUAUGUUCUAGUAAGGGCGUAUGCCCCAAGGUAGGCUCUAGUUUCCCUUUUAUAAAUUGGUUUAAACAGUUGUACAGCACAGUGGCUCGUAAGAAACCAGCAGCUUCCUUGAUUAAGAGUCAAGACCCAAAGUGGUGUUUUUAGGUUGAAGAUUUUUUAAAAUUAAAUGUAUAUUUAAAAGCUUGUUUUUUUUUUUAAAAUCAUAAGUUUACUGAUGAUUUGCAUACUGGUAGAAAUUGAUAUUUUACCUAAAACUUAAGUGCCAUCAAUCGUGUGAUGUGACAUGAAGUUUUCUGUAUGUUACUUCAUUUGUUUCUCACCACAACCAUCUAAGGUUGGCAGUCUUCAACACUGAAUUAACCAAGGUAGUCACCCGUGGUCCCAUGGUCACCAAUGCUUUUAUGUUAAGUUCGAAAGGAGUUUUUAUAUUUGUUGAGACGAAUUACUAUAUACUGUUUGAGAUACAUAUUUAGACAAGAUUGGCAUAUUACAGUAUGUGACAUUGACUUUUUUCUAACUUUAAAGUGCCUAACAGGAGUUUUAGACGUGGGAUUCUUAAUUGAGAGGUAUUUUUGAAAUGUUACUAAGCCUGCAAAAAUACUGAAAUGUUUCAGAGAACUUAGAAAGUCACCACAUGUUUAAUUUAUUAUAAGAAUUAAGCACUUGGGAAGGUUUUGCUUUGUUGGGUUAAGCAUUUGAAGUGCUGUUUAAAGGAGAAAUUUCUCAAAUGUGUAAAUACUAGUAAGUUGUUGAAGGAAUCUGAAUUUUAAAUGUGGGUGGGUGUUACAAGGAAUGUAGUCUAUUCAGUUUAAAUGAAUUCUACCAAACGUUAAUUGAAGACUCCCUUGAAAGUGACUAUUAAGAUGUACUCGUGUUCUAAAUGGAAUAUUUGUAAGUUUAGCUGAAAAGCUUCAGGAAAGCGUCAAACAGCUUCACUUUAACAAGCAACUAUAUAUGGUCUGUUCUAUGAGCAGAAUGCCCUCAUAGACGCUAUAAGAAAACCACUUACUGUUCAGGAGAUGGCUUCAUUCCCAUUCUUUUGGCCAUAGUUAACUGG